This is a messenger RNA of Protopolystoma xenopodis, 813 nucleotides long. The record is from the annotation of a GenBank genome assembly. Lineage: Eukaryota; Metazoa; Platyhelminthes; Monogenea; Polystomatidea; Polystomatidae.
AUAGUCACGUUGUGGUAUCGGUCCCCUGAGAUUCUGCUCGGUGCUCAGCGAUACUCAUGCGGUGUGGAUAUUUGGUCAAUGGGGUGCAUCUUUUCAGAGGUUGCAACCAAAGAAGCUUUGUUCAGAGGCGAUUCUGAGAUCGAUCAAUUGUUCAGGAUAUUUCGCUGUCUUGGCACCCCAACCGAAGAGACCUGGAAGGGUGUAUCGCAACUUCCUGAAUAUAAGAAGAAGUCUUUUCCCGCCUGGAAGCGCGCCAAAUUGUCAGAGCAAGAAAAUAUAGCUAACGCUUUCGAUAAGGAUGGUAUUGACUUGCUGCAGUCGAUGCUUGUAUACGAGCCUGCGCGUCGUAUCAAUGCCCGCGAUGCCCUUCUUCAUCCUUACUUCUCAGAUCUAGACAAGUCGAUUGUGCCAGCUGCAGGAGAAGAAUAUGUUGGACUUCCGCUGCAUCAGCUACCAAACGAGGUGGCCCGACUCUUCAUUGAAAAGGCGAAUGAAACUCUUCAGAUCGGCAGUGCCUUGACUCAUCGCGCCGGCGUAGGCGGGGACGAGAACUUGCCAAUCCGCCAGUCACUUGCUGGUACCGGACCUGGGAAGCUUGGGCAAAGCACUAGCAAAUUAUCUAUAGAUGAGAAAACUCUCACGGCUGGCGCCAACGCUCUGCCAACUGCUUUGGCUCGUACACAGCCUGGGCACCCCCUUCUACUGGCCAUCGAUCAGGUGGCUCUGCCAACCUCACUUGCAGGAGAUGCAAGCGCUAUGGCCACCUCUCGGCCCCUUUGCGAAUCAAGCGAGGUCAAUAUGUCUAUUAGCUAA